CCGCUGUAAACACCAGAGCUGGGAGGAAGGCUGGUGUGGGCGGACGUGUGUGUUUAUACUUCUUGUGUAAACUUUCUGCUCUGUUUACAAGGACACGGAGACCAUCACCUCUUACACCCACUCAACGGAGACAAGAGCCAGGAGAUGUGACGACCCAAGGAUGGAUUCUCACAAGAUUUACUUCCCAUCAACAACAACAACAACACCAUUUUAUGCAUGGAUUACACCCACAACUUACCGGAGCAGUACCCAUGUCAUUGAGGUAGACAUAUUCCUUGUUAUCAGGAUCAAAGUCAACCAUCGCCGGCCACCAUGCUGUCCCAACCACUCGUGCCCACACCACUAAAAUGGGUAACAGAAAUGAGAAGAUCUGACUGGUCCUUUACUCCACAUGUUUGAGAAUCUAGAGUCUCCUCAUCACUAUCCACCCCACACCAAGGGACGUCAUCAGUGGGAUCUUCUGUCACCUGGGUGGGAGCUGGUGGUAGAGAGCCGGUACCCAUCUCCCCCUCCUCGCUGCAACAAAUGGAGAACGGUGGCCAGUCCACUACUAGCAGAGCUGGAGAUGAGGUUCACCCCGCCUGCACCAGAAGGCCUUGCAGAGACUCCGUGUCAUCCCAUCCAUCUUGGUAACCCUGACACCAACAGAAGAAUACAAGAGCUGGUUGACUUCUACCGGGAGGACCUUGCAGUAUCAAGAGUAUUGACUGGACCAAUGCCCAAACAACCAAGACAGUCAAACCUCAACAACAUUAAUAUUUGAAUCAGUAAAAUACUGUUUACUUCUGUCAAAUAAGUUACAUCAUAGGCAGGUAUAGCCCUACAGCACUGAGCUAUAAGGCGAGAGAACUUGAUUCUUUUAGACUUUCAAACGUUCUGUCUAUUAACAAGAUGUUCUAAAUACAAUUUUAUUGUGCAUUACAUUACUUCCUGAAUUACUAAAAUGUCAUUUCAUUCCAAUAAGGUUUUCCUAACAAUAAAAACAUUAUUGUAUAUGACCAGACAUUAUAUAUAUACUGUUUGUGUGUUAAACACUGUAUUUGUGUAUUUGUGUUAAACACUAUGUGACCAGACAUAUUAUAUAUAUAUACUGUAUGUGUGUGUUUAUGUCAAACCCUGCUUAUACAUGGGUACUGUAUGUGUGCUUGUUACACUUAAAAAUACAACUUUACACAAAAUUAAAUAGUUAACAACAAA
This is a messenger RNA of Homarus americanus (American lobster), 1197 nucleotides long. RefSeq lists its product as uncharacterized. Bases 392 to 763 code for a protein of 123 amino acids. The record is from RefSeq and is a predicted model, not a curated record. The transcript has 6 exons. Lineage: Eukaryota; Metazoa; Arthropoda; Malacostraca; Decapoda; Nephropidae.